This is a messenger RNA of Penicillium paradoxum, 399 nucleotides long. RefSeq lists its product as uncharacterized. Bases 1 to 399 code for a protein of 132 amino acids. NCBI's taxonomy places the organism in Eukaryota, Fungi, Ascomycota, Eurotiomycetes, Eurotiales, Aspergillaceae. The transcript has a single exon. The record is from RefSeq and is a predicted model, not a curated record.
AUGACUUACCAACCAAUGGACGGUCCUUCCCAAGGCUGGAAAUGCCCUCAAUGCGGUCUCCCCGGCGUCCGUCUCUCCACAAGCCAGGACAACAACCAAGUCUCCAGCCGCGCAUACUACAAGUGUGUCCCCUGUGACCGCUUCCUAGGCAUCUGCCCCUGCACCACCCCCGGCUCCCGCACAACCUCAACAUGUCCCUGCGGUGACAGCGAUGCCGAAUCACCCGGUCCGGAAGACCAGGCCCGUCGCUUCUCCAUGGCUUCCACCGACGGACAGAAGCCCUCGUUCAACCCACACAACCCGGACUCCGGGUUCGACCAAGACUGGGAAUCCAACUGCAGUCCCGGCUUCAUGGUCUCACGAUUCAAGGCCGUCGAUGUGGACUCGCUCUGGGGAUGA